This is a messenger RNA of Mandrillus leucophaeus (drill), 1825 nucleotides long. RefSeq names its product ADP-ribosylation factor 1-like. The coding region runs from base 82 to 627 and encodes 181 amino acids. The transcript has a single exon. NCBI's taxonomy places the organism in Eukaryota, Metazoa, Chordata, Mammalia, Primates, Cercopithecidae. The record is from RefSeq and is a predicted model, not a curated record. Gene Ontology annotation, cellular component: cytoplasm; plasma membrane. Gene Ontology annotation, biological process: intracellular protein transport; vesicle-mediated transport. Gene Ontology annotation, molecular function: GTP binding; GTPase activity.
CUAGGAGCGAAACCAACGCCUGGCUCGGAGCAGCAGCCUCUGAGGUGUCCCUGGCCAGUGUCCUUCCACCUGUCCACAACUAUGGGGAACAUCUUCGCCAACCUCUUCAAGGGCCUUCUUGGCAAAAAAGAAAUGCGCAUCCUCAUGGUGGGCCUGGAUGCUGCGGGGAAGACCACGAUCCUGUACAAGCUUAAGCUGGGUGAGAUCGUGACCACCAUUCCCACCAUAGGCUUCAACGUGGAAACCGUGGAGUACAAGAACAUCAGCUUCACUUUGUGGGAUGUGGGUGGCCAGGACAAGACCCGACCCCUGUGGCGCCACUACUUCCAGAACACACAAGGCCUGAUCUUCGUGGUGGACAGCAAUGACAGAGAGCGCGUGAACGAGGCCCGUGAGGAGCUCAUGAGAAUGCUGGCCGAGGACGAGCUCCGGGAUGCUGUCGUCCUGGUGUUCGCCAACAAGCAGGACCUCCCCAAAGCCAUGAAUGCAGCUGAGAUCACAGACAAGCUGGGGCUGCACUCCCUACGCCACAGGAACUGGUACAUUCCGGCCACCUGCGCCACCAGCGGUGAUGGGCUCUAUGAAGGACUGCACUGGCUGUCCAAUCAGCUCCGGAACCAGAAGUGAAUGCGACCCCACUCCCUCUCACUCCUUUUGCCCUCUGCUUUACUCUCAUGUGGUAAACGUGCGGCUCGUGGUGUGAGUGCCAGAAGCUGCCUCCGUGGUUUGGUCACCGUGUGCAUCGCACCGUGCUGUAAAUGUGGCAGGCGCAGCCUGCAGCCAGGCUUUUUAUUUAAUGUAAAUCGUUCUUGUUUCCAAUGAGGCAGUUUCUGGUACUCCUAUGCAAUAUCACUCAGCUUUUUUUAUUUUAAAAAGAAAAAUCAACUCACUAUUCAGUGCUGAGAGGGGAUGUAGGCCCAUGGGUACCUGGCCUCCAGGAGUCGCUGUGUUGGGAGAGCCGGGCAUGCCCUUGGCUUUAGAGCUGUGUUGAAAUCCAUUUUGGUGGUUGGUUUUUAACCCAAACUCAGUGCAUUUUUAAAAAUAGUUAAGAAUCCAAGUCAAGAACACUUGAACACACAGAAGGGAGACCCCACCUAGCAUAGAUUUGCAGUUAUGGCCUGGAUGCCAGUCACCAGCCCAGCUGUUCCCCUCAGGAACAUGUGGUGGCGCAGCAGACCGCGAUCAAUUCUGCAUAGUCAUAGUAGAGAUCCCCGCAACUCGCUGGUCCUUGGGUCACCCUGCAUUCCAUAGCCAUGUGCUUGUCCCUAUGCUCCCACGGUUCCCAGGGGCCAGGCUGGGAGCCCACAGCCACCCCACUCUCCCGCAGACCGCCCCACCCACCUUCAGGCAGCCUAUGGGAGGCAGGGCCCCAUCUGUCCCUCGGUCACCUUGUGGCCAGAGUAGGUCAGUCGUCCCCAACCCUCGUGCUCGCUCAGACACUUUGGCAGGAUGUCUGGGGCCUCACCAGCAGGAGCGGUGCAAGCCGGGCAGGCGGUCCACCUAGACCCACAGCCCCUUGGGAGCACCCCACCUCUGUGUGUGAUGUAGCUUUCUCUCCCUCAGCCUGCAACGGUCUGAUUUGCCAUCGAAAAAGACAACCUCUACUUCUUUCUUUUGUAUUUUGAUAAACACUGAAGAAGCUGGAGCUGUUAAAUUUAUCUUGGGGAAACCUCAGAACUGGUCUAUUUGGUGUCAUGGAACCUCUUACUGCUUUCAAUACACGAUUAGUAAUCAACUGUUUUGUAUACUUGUUUUCAGUUUUCAUUUCGACAAACAAGCACUGUAAUUAUAGCUAUUAGAAUAAAAUCUCUUAACUAUUAAAAAA